Molecule: messenger RNA, 1485 nt
Organism: Zootoca vivipara (common lizard)
Lineage: Eukaryota; Metazoa; Chordata; Lepidosauria; Squamata; Lacertidae
Gene: HEMK2
Product: HemK methyltransferase 2, ETF1 glutamine and histone H4 lysine
Biological process (GO): methylation
Cellular component (GO): eRF1 methyltransferase complex
Molecular function (GO): S-adenosylmethionine-dependent methyltransferase activity; nucleic acid binding; protein methyltransferase activity
Source: RefSeq, a predicted model, not a curated record
ACGUCAAGAAAUCUAUGCUCAUCCAGCAGCCGACCGCUUUUGUGGGUCUUUCUGUGCCUCUCUUGUUGUUGUUGUUGUUGUUUAGUCGUUUAGUCGUGUCCGACUCUUCGUGACCCCAUGGACCAUAGCACGCCAGGCACUCCUGUCUUCCACUGCCUCCCGCAGAUUGGUCAAACUCAUGUUUGUAGCUUCGAGAACACUGUGCCUCUCUACAGGACUGUAAAUAUCUACCACCUCAGACGAAGGGAUGUGUCAUGAUCAGUUUACAUCCGGGACUUUUUUUGCGGCUGCGCAGUCUUCCCUCCGCCUAACCGGCCGUUUCUCUCAUCUUAGGCGAGACGCAGUUUGUUUAACCCUUGGCGGUGGCCCACGAUGAUUCCCACUCCGUGGCACCGGCACGUGGGGCCGCAGGGCUCCUUCAGCGAGGUCUACGAGCCCGCCGAAGACACUUUCCUGCUGCUGGACGCUCUGGAGCGGGACGCGGAGGAGCUGAGGAGCGCCAGCAUUGAGAUCUGCCUUGAAGUAGGAUCUGGAUCUGGAGUAGUUUCAACAUUUUUGGCUUCAAUUGCUGGACCCAAAGCGUUAUACUUGUGUACCGAUAUCAACCCUCUGGCAGGUCUGUGCACUGUGGAAACAGCCAUACAUAAUAAUGUUGACAUUCAGCCCAUAAUUACCGAUCUGGUAACAGCGUUGUUGCCACGAUUGCAUGGGAAAGUUGAUGUACUGCUGUUUAACCCACCUUAUGUAGUAACCCCUUCUUCUGAGAUUCACAGUCAUGGAAUAGAGGCAGCAUGGGCUGGAGGUAAAAAUGGCAGAGAAGUUAUGGACAGGCUCCUUCCACUGGUGUCAGACUUGCUUUCAGCUAAAGGAUUAUUUUACUUAGUUACAAUUAAAGAAAAUGAUCCAGAUGAAAUUAUCGAAAUAUUGAGGAAAUGUGGCUUAAAAGGCACCAGAGUACUUUCCAGACAAGCAGGAAGAGAAAAGCUCUCAGUACUUAAAUUUUGCAAGUCCUGAAGACUACAUGUUAAACAAAAACUCCUCUGGAAUAAAGGGUUUCAAACUGACCCACUGAGAGCUAUAGUCAGGUGGUCUCCAAAAGGUUGCACAAAAGACAAUAAUACUUGAUCCUGUAUUAUAAUGUUUCUUACAAUGAAGACAGAAGUUCUUUUGAUCAGGACUGAAUUUCUUGAACAGAAAUGUUGGAGGGUAUAGUGUUCGUGGUCCACAGUCCAUGUACGCCAUGGAAGGCGAGGGGGCUCCACGUCCUCUUUUUUUGCUCUUCAAAAUAUGGCACCCCUAGUAUGCACAGCAUUGCACUGGUGGUGUUCUGGAAAUGGAAUUAACCAAAGCACACAAGCUGAGGCUUUACAUACCAUCAGUUUUUGUCCGAGAUGUCAGAAUACCUUGCUUUAAUAUAUAUAUACUAGUGUCUUCAGCCCGUUAAAUAAACGGGCGCUAGAAUGCAUGCCGGCUCCUCGAUCCGGU